CUUACGGCAGAGUCUGGCGCGCGGAGGGGGAUCGCCGCCACCGCGGAGCCCUCGACUUGUAGGCCUUCCUCCCGGGAUUGGGUCCCAGGCCUCGGGCGCCGGGCGGCCGGCCUUCGAUACUUCUUUGUGGUUUUAUCUUACGUGAGAAGAAAACAUGGAUCCUAAAGCUUUGGUGGAAGCCAUUGUAGAAGAAGUGGCCUGCCCCAUCUGCAUGACCUUCCUGAAGGAUCCCAUGAGCAUCGACUGUGGCCACACUUUUUGCCACAGCUGUCUCUCUGGCCUCUGGAAGGUCCCAGGAGAAUCCCAGAACUGGGGUUAUACCUGUCCUCUUUGUAGAGCUCCUGUGCAGCCAAAGAAUCUGAGGCCUAAUUGGCAGCUAGCCAAUGUUGUAGAAAAAGUCCGACAACUAGGGCCAUGUCCAGAAAUGGGACUAAAGAGUGAUGUGUGUGAGCUCCAUGGGGAACAACUAAAGAUGUUCUGCCAAGAGGAUGGCGCCAUGAUGUGUAAGAGUUGCAGCCAAUCCCCAGAACAUGAGGCCCACUCUGUGCUGCCCAUGGAAGAUGUUGCUUGGGAGUAUAAGUGGAAACUCCAUGAGGCUCUGGAACAUCUAAGAAAAGAACAAGAAGAAGCCUGGAAGCUAGAAGUUAGUGAGAGGAAACGAACUGCCAACUGGAAGAUUCAAGUGGAAACUCGAAAGCAGAGUAUCAUAUGGGAGUUUGAGAAAUGCCAGCAACUGCUAGAAAAAAACAACCUACCUGUUCAGUACAUAGAGGUGGAGGCAGUGGCAGCUCUGGCCAGCCUGGAGCUAGAGAAGGAGGAGACAGAACACAAACUGGAGUUGAAUCACUUGAAGCUCAUCCAGCAGAGCCAAACCCUGUGGAGGAUGAUUGUGGAGCUAGAAGAGAGAUCACAGAGGCCUGCCCGCUGGAUGCUUCAGGAUAUUCAUGAAGUCUUAAACAGGAGCAAGUCUUGGAGCCUUCAGCGGCCAGAACCAGUCUCUCUCGAGCUGAGGACCAAUUGCUGUGUGCUGGGGCUAAGAAAGAUCCUGAAGACCUAUGCAGCUGAUGUGCGCCUAGAUCCAGAUACAGCUUACUCCCGCCUCAUCGUGUCAGAGGAUAGAAAAUGUGUGCACUAUGGAGACAUUCAGCAGAAACUGCCGGAUAACCCUGAGAGAUUUUACCGUUACAAUAUUGUCCUGGGAAGUCAGUGCAUCUCCUCAGGCCGACACUACUGGGAGGUAGAGGUGGGAAACAGGUCUGAAUGGGGCCUGGGAGUGUGUAAGGAAAAUGUAGACCGGAAAGAGGUGGUCUAUUUGUCCCCUGACUAUGGAUUCUGGGUGAUACGGCUGAGAAAGGGAACUGAGUACAGGGCAGGCACCAAUGAGUACCCACUCCUGUCCUUGCCAGUGCCUCCACGCCGGGUAGGAAUCUUCCUAGAUUAUGAGGCCCAUGAUAUCUCCUUCUACAAUGUGACUGACAAUUGCUCUCACAUUUUCACUUUCCCCCGCCAGCCCUUCUCUGGGCGCCUCCUGCCCUACUUUAGUCCUUGCUACAGCAUUGGUGCUAACAACACUGCUCCUCUCACCAUCUGUUCAUUGGAUGGGGAGGACUAGCAGUGCCACCAACCCAACCAGAGCUGGAUAUUUAGUCUAGCACAUAAGAACAGGAGGACCGGCCACUGACAUGUACCCAUGAACCAAGCUUAGAAUCCAGGGAUUUUUUUUUUUUUCUGCCUGACCCCGCAGUUUCUUGUUACAAGGCCAAAAUCUGUGACUAAGCUACUACUCAUAAGAAAGCAAAGCCCCAGAGUUAGUUGGCAGAUGCUUUAAUUCAGGUUUGCUGGUGCAAGCGAACUAUACAGUUGACCCAGUCCUUUCUCCUGACUAGAGGAAUGCCAGGCAGCAAGAAAACAUGACUUGCACAGAGCACCCAUUACAUCUCCCUGAGUAUAAGUGGGACAAAGCACUGUCCCUUAGGCUCAAAGGAGACCAGUGUUCCAGACCUGACUUUUUGCUAAUUGGUAUGAUCAGGAAGCUUGUGAGCCUUGGUUCUUGUUUUCACUUUAUGAAUAAGUAACACAAAAUGGCCUUAAUGAAGCAAAUUCUUUGUUACACAGCUCUGGAAGGUAAGGAUAUAAAAAAUAUUGUAAAAUGAUUUUCACAUUCAAAUCAAACACUAGUGACAAACUCCUCUGAUGUAUCUCACACGUAUCUAUAUAUCACUCAUUACAUUUGCAUCUGAAGCACCUCACAUGUUUGAGAAAAAUGGGUGCAAUUGCUCUUAAAAAGACAUAUUCUACUACCUCCCAGAGUUGUUACAAAAAUCCAAGAUCCAUCUCACACCUUAGGUCUUUUCUCAAGGAUAGAGGAAAGAGAACCACCGAGUCUUCACGUGCAACCUAUUACGUAUAGCCAGCUCCUUCACUGCAGUAACCUGGUUCUUUCUGGCCUCUCCAGACAGCCUAGAGCCCUUAAGAUUAAAAAGAGUCCAUGCCAUUGGAAUAGAGUAGUAUACUGUGCAUUGGAAUAAUAAAUAUGCUUGUUUCUGAACUUGAAUGGGGAGUGUGGCCUCAAGUCAGAAAGUAAGGAUAAUAGAAUAGGUAAAAA
Molecule: messenger RNA, 2605 nt
Organism: Dipodomys spectabilis (banner-tailed kangaroo rat)
Lineage: Eukaryota; Metazoa; Chordata; Mammalia; Rodentia; Heteromyidae
Gene: Trim68
Product: tripartite motif containing 68
Exons: 7
Coding region: 155-1612 (485 amino acids)
Molecular function (GO): zinc ion binding; protein binding
Source: RefSeq, a predicted model, not a curated record